Candoia aspera is the source of this 2240-nucleotide messenger RNA. It is a transcript of the gene ENTREP3, whose product is annotated as endosomal transmembrane epsin interactor 3. The transcript has 12 exons. Gene Ontology annotation, cellular component: membrane. The coding region runs from base 132 to 2156 and encodes 674 amino acids. Lineage: Eukaryota; Metazoa; Chordata; Lepidosauria; Squamata; Candoiidae. The record is from RefSeq and is a predicted model, not a curated record.
UCAUCUUCAAAAGAUGGACUGUCUCUUAUAAUGGUUGGAAGCUGAUAUCCAGGGAUUGGUACUGGAUUUUUUUUUUAUUGUUUUGGCUGUUUCUUGGCCCAUUUUCAUGUUCCCUCUCCUGGGGGGUCAACAUGCCCUCUCGCAGCAAUUCCACCUACUCCCUGACGGGCCGAACGUCGCAUAGUUUUACCCACUUGCGUGUCCAGCGGGCUUGGCUGCAAAUUAUCCUCCUCUUGGGCUUCAUCCAGAUGAUCCUGGGGGUCCUCAUUGUGACGCUGAGUUUGCUGGUGACCACUUCCAUCCCUUCUCAACACCCCAUCGGGAACUCUUGUCCUAUCUGGGCCGGCUUUCCGCUGGCAUUCUCUGGCGUGGUCGGCAUCGUUUCAUGGAGACGCCCUUUCACCCCUGUGAUCACCUUCUUCACCCUGCUGUCUGUCUUGGGGGUGAUGCUCACCCUAGCGGGCUCCAUCCUCUCCUGCCAACACGCCCAGCAGGUGAAAUCCUUGGAGGCCUGCGAGCGGGUAAGACAGCGAGACGGAUCCUCCAUCCCCAAGGAGCUGGGAUGGCGACGGAGCCUGAAAGCCCAGACUAGUUUCCUAUAUAAGAAAUGCAUUUAUUCACCUUCAGAAUCGGGGAUUCCCGCCUGCGGCAAUAAAGCUGAAGCGGAUUCGAAUUGUUCUAGGAUUCUCCUGGUCCUCAAAGACCUGCUUUUCAGCAUCUGCGGCUUAAGCAUUUUCUCCAUUGUCGUCUGCACCGUCUCGGCGAUCAUGUGCUGCAUCCAGAUUUUUUCCGUUGACAUCCUCCAUGUGCUUUCUCCACCCCGGUCAAGCUCCGUGACCCUGGACUGUACAUCUCCGCCGGACACGUUCUUGCACCACAUGUUGGAUCUGGAUGAGUUUGUACCACCGGUUCCACCACCGCCAUAUUAUCCCCCAGAAUAUACCUGCAGUUCAGAGACGGAUGCCCAAAGCAUUACCUACAAUGGUUCCAUGGAUAGUCCUGUGCCCCUAUAUCCCACCGACUUCCCUCCAAGUUACGAGGCUGUUAUGGGGCUCCGUGGGGACAGCCAGGUAACACUGUUCGACUCCCAGUUUACGGACACAUCGCACGGGCCGUGUUCCUGCAACCAGGUCCCUUCUGUUGUGCUUAGUGGUGAAGCGGUCUCCAUGGACAGUAACUCCCUGGUCAUGUCGGAAAUUGUGGACAUCCCUGGGGACAGCAGCCCGUCCGAGGACUCGUGCCUGUUGGAAGCGAGCGGAUCGGUGUGCUCGGUGGACUACGUCCUCUUCCGUUCCAUCCAGCGCAGCAGAGCUGAUUAUUGCCUAAGCAUGGACUGCGGGCAGUGCGGACUUCAUCCUCAGGGUCCUUUUGAGGACGUCCCCCAGGCGCGCCUGCGGGGAGAACGCUCCUUCUCAUGCUCAACGCCGGGCACGGUAUAUGAGGGCCUGCUGGAGGUCAGUAGUGCUCACACCCACAGCUGCCACCGCCUGGAAGGUCUUGGCCAUAGCAUGGGGCCUUGUUUCCCAGAAGUGCGCGUAAAAGCCAAGACGUCGGUGUCAGGACGCAAAGGGCCUAGACAGCAGCGCCGGAGCAGCGAAACGUCCUGCCAGUCACCCUUGGUCCGUUGUCCCCUGCUGCGGUCCCACAGCGAUCCUGGAAUUGCCAUGCCCGGGGAUGCUGAAAGUGAUUACCAAGAAGUAUUCUGCACUAAAGUGUCUGGGGAUGAUGGAUCUAAUUCCUCAGCUCAUACAGGGCCCUGUUUGGAGGCCUGCCUCUUGCACCCAUUGCUCUGUGACCCACCAGAGGCUCACUCAGCCGGAAAGGCCAAGCUGGAACUCCCACCGAAGGUGCCCCAUCACCUAUCAAAGACGAUCACGCGCUCCUUGGGGGACCUGAAGGCGUGCCGUGGCACUCGCGGACUGAUGGCCCGUUUCCUGCACAGAUCCAAACGCAACCUGUCCUUGCCAGGAGCAGAAAUGGCUUCUCAUGGUAACAAGCAGGCGUUACGGCUGGGGAGUCGUGCCGAGGGCAUCCAUCUGCAGAGCUGCGGAGACCUGAACUCGUCCUCCCCCUUGCGGCGUCUGCUGUCGGGUCGCCGGCUGGAGCAAAGACGACCCUGUAGCCUUAGUGGACUUGUCAGGGAAAGCAAUCUCUGAAGAUCAGCUCCGGUGCUUGCCCUCCGCGGAGGCGGAUUCGGCGCGACAAGCCCGCAACGGAGAUCCCGGGGAAUGGACCGGGGC